UGAACGCAGAAAUAGAAGGUACGCGGAACAAAACCAGAAGCGGUACCGUUACGCUGGAAUUGAGUUUUAUGUUGCGAAAAAACAGAGACUUCGCUUGCUCUAGGUCAAGAGCUAGUAGGAAGCGGAGCCAGGAUUCGAUCCCUCAUUUCGGAGCCCUGUUCUACAGAAGCUUCCUCUUUGGGAUCGGUUGUAACCGGGUGGAUGAGACCUGCGUGCUAAUCACAGUCGCCAGAAAGGAAAGCCAGCCUUCUUGGAACAACCUGCCGUCCCCAGGGACUGAGUUGUGGCCGCCUGCACCUUUCUCAGCCCUGUUCCCUUCUCUCCUGGGCACCCCAGAUCCAGCCCACCUGGGGCUCCCCGAGAGCCUGGCCUCUGUCACUGUCCCCAUCCGUCUGGAUGCCCUCUCCUACCUCCUGCACAGCGCCCUGCUAGGGGCCUACAAGUUUCAACAGUCUUUGCCCUCCUGCCCCUGUGCCCCCCAGGCAUGUUGCACUCAGCGAGGCACCGCCAAGAGGCCACCCAGGGGACGCGGGGCCUGGGCCGUCCGACGCAGGCCAGGCCGGGGUCAGGGCCAGCAGCAGUGGGGACUUGGCAGGGCUGAGCAGGCAGAGAGGAGCUGGGCGGGGAGCCCUGGGGCUGGCCCCAAGACCCCACCCGUGACGCCGCCAUCACCAACACCACCUGCCCAGGAUGGGAAGAAGGAUGCCUGGGGUCCGGAGCUGCCCCUGGAGAGGCCACCUGCUGAGGACUGGGAGGCCGAGUACUAGGACCCUGAGGA
This is a messenger RNA of Hippopotamus amphibius kiboko, 778 nucleotides long. RefSeq names its product chromosome 16 C19orf84 homolog (gene C16H19orf84). NCBI's taxonomy places the organism in Eukaryota, Metazoa, Chordata, Mammalia, Artiodactyla, Hippopotamidae. The coding region runs from base 69 to 767 and encodes 232 amino acids. The transcript has 2 exons. The record is from RefSeq and is a predicted model, not a curated record.